Molecule: messenger RNA, 567 nt
Organism: Protobothrops mucrosquamatus (brown spotted pit viper)
Lineage: Eukaryota; Metazoa; Chordata; Lepidosauria; Squamata; Viperidae
Product: glycine N-acyltransferase-like protein 3
Exons: 3
Cellular component (GO): mitochondrion
Molecular function (GO): glycine N-acyltransferase activity
Source: RefSeq, a predicted model, not a curated record
GUAGAUUGGGACAAAGCCUUCCAGCUGCAAGGUCUUCAGGAUGGUCUCUAUCAUGCUGUGAAAGUCAUGGCAGAGGCUAGACGUGUCCACAUGGAGCCCUAUUUUUACCAGGCAGCACUGCACCCAGAUGCAGCCAUGUUAUGUCAGAACGAGCUCAGAAGUGACCCCUUCCACUUGGGAAUGCUCAACCCAUCCCAUGCAGCCCAACUCAAUGACACCUAUGAAUUUGGAGGCAAUGAUCAGAGCCUGCACUACCUAAGGAGUCUGGUUGAGGACUUCCCAAAUGCUUGUCUCCUAGAUCAGAAAGGGCAGCUGGUUGCCUGGAGCCUAAGUGAUGCCCUUGGAUGCCUGACACACGGCUAUAUUCUUCCUGAGUACCGGGGAAAGAGACAUAUGAAAACAGUGGUGCAGGCAAUAGCCAGAAAGUUGCAUGCUAAAGAUUUUGCCUUGUAUGCUAGAGUUCGGCCAGAGAAUGAGAUCUCCAAGAAACAUUUAAGGGGCCACGGCUUUUAUCUCUUGCCUUGGACAAAGUAUAUUCUUUUUUUCAUUCCAAAUCACAUGAAAUAG